Mytilus californianus (California mussel) is the source of this 2625-nucleotide messenger RNA. Its product is annotated as cilia- and flagella-associated protein 91-like. Bases 109 to 2316 code for a protein of 735 amino acids. The record is from RefSeq and is a predicted model, not a curated record. NCBI's taxonomy places the organism in Eukaryota, Metazoa, Mollusca, Bivalvia, Mytilida, Mytilidae. The transcript has 17 exons.
AACUUAGAAUCUCCAUAGCAACGUUGUAAAUGGACGGCCAUUUGUUUUCGAAAUGAAGCGCUCCAAAUGAUCAUCUGACAGGACAAAACUAAAUAACUAAGCGAUAAAAUGGCAACCCAAACUCAAACAUUACGAAAGCCUGGAUUUCAGCCAGCCCGGAGACACGACUAUCUGUAUGAUCCUUUACAUGUGGUAGCUAGUGAAAGAGAUCAUGCAAGAGCCACAUUUAAAUCACACACCAGCACUGACAGGGUUAAAAGAGUCCCUUUGUACCCUACUAUGUUCAGUGAACUACGACACCACCCCAGAUUUCAGAUGAGGUUGGAUGUUACGGAUCCUGUUCCCAAAUUUAUUUCAAGACAAUGGAGAGGAUAUCAGAACCAAGCAAGAGAAGCCAUGAUUAGGCAUACAACAUUUAACUUUGAUCCGUCCGUCCAAGUUCCUGCAAAAGCCUAUUCCUCAGCAGAUGUUGGAGGGGCAGAUAGAUAUAAGUUUUUUAAAAGGCCGAUUAUUCCAUUUUUACAACAAAUACCACCAGAAGUAUUACUAGCCACAGCCAGACAAGAUCCCUUGGCAGCACAAGAACAACUGCGGGUAGAGAGGGCACCUACACCGCCUACCAAAAAUAUGAUGACACAAACAGACUAUAGGGACUCUGAGGCCCAAACGGAUCCUUAUACACCAGAAUAUGUUGUCAGACCUGGGUCAGCCCCAGAAUUACUCACAUUGGCCACUCUCAGCUAUGGAAGGGGAUUACCAGCUGGAUUGGCUGAAGUAGAGAUGAUUGAGAGAGCUAGAGCUAAAAGAGCAUGGGAGUCAACUCUUCCACCACUAAGUGAUGUCUCACAGCUGGACAAAAGAAGGAAGAUGAUGGAUGAGAUGGAAAGAAAAGAAUGGACAUUGAGAGAACAAGAAAUAGAAAAACUUCAGGAAGCAAGAUUAGAAGUUUUGAAGCAACUGCUGAAAAAGAGAGAAGAAAAUCAUGCAGAACUGAACAUAAAGAGAUUAGAUAAAUUAUGGUCAAAGAAACAGAAAGAAAAGGAGGCCAAAAUAAAGAAAAUAAGAAAUGAGCACAUAAAAACCAUAAGAAAGCUGACUGGUAAAAGAGCGAAAGUGGAAGGAAAACUGGAGAGGAGAGAUGUGAUUCAGGAUUUCUCUAAUUAUGGUUCCCAAACAUAUGCACCACUUACAAGAAUAGGAAUGUUCUUAGACAGGGGAUCAGAACAAUUUGUUGUCAAGAGUAAACAUCUUAGUACAUAUCAAGGUCUUCUAGAAUUAGAAGCAUCUCUACCAGACUUUGUAACAAACCCAAGAAUUAAAGCUCCCAAACCUAGAACUGGUGUGAAAGCUGGAUUUAUCAAGAGGAAAGAUAGACAGGAAAAUGAACUAAAAGAUAUGUAUCAAACUAUUAAGUUUGAACAAACCAAAGGUGAAGAACAACCUAAACCACUGAGGUUUCUCCAGAAGAUUGAAAAACCCAUUCCUAGACCUCCUACACCAUCUGUUGAUGUACCAUCUGAGGAAGAAGAAGAAAGAGAACUUGCUACCAUAUUCCUGCAGCAAGUUAUCAGAGGACGAGCUAUCCAGAACAUGAUAUUUGAGGGUAAAGAAAAGAGAAUGGAACUAAUCAAGGAAUUACGAAGUACUCAUGCCUUACAAGAUGCUGAACAUGCCAUGAAACUACAGGAGAAACAGGCUACAUUGGCUCUACAGAGACAGAGAAGAUUACAUGAACACAAGGAAUUCUUGGUCGAUGAAGCACUUAGUCAGAUGGAGGGAGCCAGUCUUGGUGAUAUGGCUGAUUUCUUAAGUAAAGAAUUGAUUAGGCUUCAGGAAGAGAGAAGAAUACAUGCUUUCUCAAUGUUAGCAGAAAGACAAAGAAGAAUAAGGGAAGCUGAAGAAAGUGGGCGUCGCCAAGUAGAAGAGAGACGAAGGAGAGAGGAAGAUGAAAUUUUCAAACAGGUUGUAAAAGUACACCAGAACAGCGUUCAGACUUAUUUGGAGGACAUUAUCAUGGGAUCAGUAGACAACACUGCAGAUUUACAGGCCAGAUCAGAAAUCAUGGAGACAGCAGAAAAGAUCAACGAUAUCGCUUAUGAUAUAGAGGACAAGAGAACUCAAUUAGAUUCUGAAGAAAUAGUAGCUGACCUUGUACAUUGCUUCCUGAUACCAGAAGUACAAAAAACCACAAUGAGAGAAAAAGUAAAAAGAUCACAAAGAAAAUAUCUGAUAGCAGCACACAAUGAAAUCAACAAAGAUUCUGAAAAUACGAUCAGUAUGAAUGCUAAAGCACCUAAAUCUGAACAGCCAAAAUAAGAAGAAAAAUUAACAAGCUAGCUCACCUUCGUGACUAUUUUGUCUAUUCUACAAUCUAAAUGAGAAUGAAAAUUGUUGACACAAUUGAAAAAUUUACGGAAAUUAAAAUGUGAGGAGUACAUGUGCUUGUAUGAGGAAUAAGUGGAAGUAUGAGAGAGUGUAGGUGUAGUAUUUCUCUGUGAUAUGCACUGCCUGUGUAUCAUAAAUCAUGUAUCUUAUCAUGAAAAACUUAACUGUGUUUGAAAAAUACAUUCCAAAAAGUGUUACCUUUUUAUUAAUUAUUCAUGCUUAUUUUUUUGACAUAUUUGU